AUGCUUGCUGACGAUGUAAUUCGACCAUCCCUCAGCCCCUACGCGUCCGAAAUUGUUAUGGUGUUGAAGAAGACUGGUGAUUGGCGAAUGUGUAUCGACUUCCGUCCCCUGAAUAGAGCUACCACCGACGACAAAUAUUUCAUUGCACUCGAUUUACGCAGCGGUUACUGGCAAAUUCCAAUGUCCGAAUCCUCCAUUGAAUACGCCGCAUUUCGCACCGCCACUGGACCAUACGAAUUCAAGGUAAUGCCGUUUGGUCUCAAGAACGCCGAGCCACCUCCAACGAAGUAUGUAUGA
Molecule: messenger RNA, 297 nt
Organism: Gregarina niphandrodes
Lineage: Eukaryota; Apicomplexa; Conoidasida; Eugregarinorida; Gregarinidae
Product: putative retrotransposon protein
Exons: 2
Coding region: 1-297 (98 amino acids)
Source: RefSeq, a predicted model, not a curated record